AUGACGUCGAAGCCGAGCAUGCAGAGCGGGGCUGCGGUGGCGGAGAAGGCGGCGGCGGUGGGCCGAGGCGUCGAGGCCACCGAGGAGCAGGCGAGGGCGAUCAUCUGCACGGCCAAGAGGGCGGUGGAGGAGGAGGCCAAGACCAAGACGAGAGCGGACGGCGCCAGCCCCGCCGCCGGGAAAAAACCGUCGUCGUUGCUGAAGAGGUCGCUCGAGUGCUUCCUGGAAGGCCGGAAGAACAAGGCGACGUCGUCUGCCGUAACUCGUCGUCGCCACCUCGAGACCUCCGCCGUGUCUUCGUCGUCGUCAUCGUCUAACUAA
Molecule: messenger RNA, 321 nt
Organism: Miscanthus lutarioriparius
Lineage: Eukaryota; Viridiplantae; Streptophyta; Magnoliopsida; Poales; Poaceae
Source: the annotation of a GenBank genome assembly